CGCGGUGCUGGCUGGUUGGUGGAUUUAGUUUAUGUUCUUGAUAAAUAAGGAUACAAAACUGAUUUUAGAGCAUACUAGUUUCUAGAGUCACUGCAGUGUUGUGCUGUAUCGGGAGAACUACCCAAGUGGAGACUUUGCUGAUGCAUCUUUGCGCGAGCAUCCAUCUCUUGGCGAUUACAAAUAACAUACACAAAGCUGGGGAGACGGUCUACAUCAGCUUUCAGAAAACACACAUCGCUUUUUUCCUCUGAAGCUUGUUGUAGCUGGAAAUUUCUUGGAGAUAGGUUACUAGAGGCACAGAUAUAGCUUACUUUUUGAUAUUCUCACCUUAUAGUUGAGGCAAGCAAAUAGAGGUCGACCACCAACCACAACAGCAUUUCGAGUGGAGUUGAAUUUCCGUGGGCAUCACUAUUUCGCACGGAGCAAGGAGUAUUUGACAUUCAAGUUUUUGUGGAAGUUGCGCACUGACGGAAAAUGGGCAUUUGUGGUUAUUUUGUGGCGCCUUGGAAAUGCCUUGUUGUCCUCGGUGUAAGACUGUUAUUCCUUGUACCUGCAGGAGUGCCAGCGAGGAGCGGGGAUUCUUUUUCUAAGGACAACAUCACUGUCAGACAAGGGGACAGUGCCGUCUUAAAAUGUACUGUGGAUAGCAAGGUAUCGCGGGUGGCUUGGCUCAACCGCACCACCAUUCUCUACGCGGGGGCUGACAAGUGGUCUCUGGACCCUCGAGUGGUCCGAAUGGACAACACACCCGUGACAGAGUACAGCAUAAAGAUCCAGAAUGUGAAUGUACACGACGAGGGGCCCUACGUGUGCUCCAUCCUCACAAGCAACAAACCCAAAUCAUCCAAAGUGCAUCUCAUCGUUCAAGUACCUGCGAAGAUCACAAACAUAUCGACGGACAUCACAGUGAACGAGGGCAGCAAUGUAACUCUCAUGUGUCUGGCCAUUGGACGACCAGAGCCUAACAUCAUAUGGAAACAUCGCUCUGCAAAAGGACACAAAUUUGUCACUGAAGGGGAAUAUGUUGAUAUGACAGCGAUCACUAAAGAACAGUCGGGAUCAUAUGAAUGCAUCUCCUCCAAUGACAUCUCAGCCCCAGAUGUGAAGACAGUGAACGUCACAGUCAAUUAUGCUCCCUUCAUUUUGAAGGCUGGGAGUACAGGUACCCCAGUGGGCCAGAAAGGGGUGCUCCAAUGUGAGGCCUCUGCUGUUCCUGGUGCAGAUUUUGAGUGGUACAAAGAGGACCGCAGACUCCUAAAUGGACUGAAUGGGAUUAAGAUAGAGAACCAAGGUAAACAAUCCAUGCUUAUGUUUUUGAAUGUUUCUGAAGAGGACUAUGGAAACUACACGUGUGUGGCCAUGAACACCAUGGGGAUCACCAAUGCAAGUAUAAUCCUCUAUGGUCCCGGGACUAUGAUGCAUGAUGUGAACAGGGCUGCCCUGUCGCCCCACUGCUCCUUUUGCCUCCUGCUGACUGUUUUCUUGUUGUUCCUGCUCAAGUUUUGAUGCAACACGGUUCAUCCUCAGCUUUACUCAGCACUGAACAACAACAAGACUCUUGGUCCCAGAAGAAGAAAAGUAUCAAAAGGAACUACCAAUAAAAUCAUUGGUUCACUCUUCUUUCUUUUUUUUUGGUGUGCAUUGGCGGUAUGUCUUCAUUUGGACAAAAACCAGAAGACGUGACACGUCUAGGGUGGUGGGGAGGGAGAGGGUCGACAUGGAUGCUGAUCUGAGGUGAUGGUAGUACUACAGAGUUUGUGUCAAUCUAAACUUUUAUAUGUAAAAAAGGGAAACAAAAAGUUCAUGUAUGUGUUGAUAGUUGACUGGUUUUACCCAAAUAUUGAGGUGUACAUUCGGAUUACUGGUGUGUCAUGUCCUGUUUGAUCUCUGUACAAUAACAUACGUUUUUCUUAAGUAAACAACAAAAAAAUGAAAA
Molecule: messenger RNA, 1936 nt
Organism: Oncorhynchus masou masou (cherry salmon)
Lineage: Eukaryota; Metazoa; Chordata; Actinopteri; Salmoniformes; Salmonidae
Product: opioid-binding protein/cell adhesion molecule-like
Exons: 7
Coding region: 475-1506 (343 amino acids)
Source: RefSeq, a predicted model, not a curated record